UGUCGUACAUCUAGGGUUUUAUGUUUUAACCAGGCAGAGACGCACAGAGAGUUGCAGCAAAAGCAGCCAUGGCUACGUACGACCUAACACCACGAAUUGCGCCGAACCUAGACAGGCACCUGGUGUUCCCUUCGUUGGAGUUCUUGCAGGAGCGUCAGCUCUACCCUGAUGAUCAGAUCCUGAAAGCCAAGAUCGAGCUCCUCAACAAGACUAACAUGGUCGACUACGCCAUGGACAUCCACAAAUCCCUCUACCACACCGAAGACGUCCCUCAAGAUAUGGUGGAGAGAAGGGCGGAGGUCGUGGCCAGGCUUAAGUCCCUUGAGGAGGGGGCGGCACCUCUCGUGGCUUUCCUGCAGAAUCCCAAUGCAGUGCAGGAGUUGAGGGCUGACAAGCAGUAUAACAUCCAGAUGCUCAAAGAACGGUAUCAGAUUGGACUGGAGCAGAUUGAGGCAUUAUACCAGUACGCCAAAUUUCAAUUUGAAUGUGGAAACUACUCUGGUGCUGCUGACUAUCUUUAUCAGUAUAGGGCCUUAUGUACAAAUAGUGAAAGAAGUUUGAGUGCAUUAUGGGGGAAGCUUGCAGCUGAGAUACUGAUGCAGAACUGGGACAUUGCUCUUGAAGAACUUAAUCGGUUGAAAGAAAUAAUUGAUUCAAAGAGUUUUUCAUCACCAUUGAAUCAAUUGCAAAGCAGAAUAUGGCUAAUGCAUUGGAGUCUCUUUAUCUUUUUCAACAACGAAAAUGGAAGGACACAGAUCAUCGACCUCUUUAAUCAGGACAAGUAUCUGAAUGCGAUUCAAACCAAUGCUCCUCAUCUUCUACGUUACCUGGCCACUGCAUUUAUAGUAAACAAAAGGAGAAGACCUCAGUUCAAAGAGUUUAUAAAGGUCAUUCAGCAAGAGCAGCAUUCUUACAAAGAUCCCAUCACUGAGUUUUUGGCGUGUGUGUAUGUCAAUUAUGACUUUGAUGGGGCACAAAAGAAGAUGAAAGAGUGUGAAGAAGUUAUAUUGAAUGAUCCCUUCCUUGGAAAACGAGUGGAAGAAAGCAACUAUUCUACUGUUCCAUUGAGAGAAGAGUUCCUUGAAAAUGCUCGCCUAUUUAUCUUUGAAACUUACUGCAGAAUCCAUCAGCGCAUUGACAUGGGAGUUCUUGCUGAGAAGUUGAAUUUGAAUUAUGAGGAGGCUGAGAGAUGGAUCGUGAAUCUUAUCCGAACCUCAAAGCUUGAUGCCAAGAUUGAUUCGCAGUCGGGAACUGUUAUAAUGGAACCCAAUUAUCCCAACGUGCAUGAGCAGUUGAUCGACCACACAAAGGCAUUGUCAGGUCGUACUUACAAGUUAGUUGGUCAACUACUUGAACACGCACAGGCCCAAGUUGCUAGAUAAGUCCGUUACAAGUGGGAGAAAUCGAAGGGAUUGCAUCUUUUCUGAAUCUCAUGAGAUAAAGCAAGACCAGAAAAGUUGUUUAAUUUUAAGGUGAUUUAUACGCUGAACUCAGUCAAGUUUUUGUAUAACCCCAGACCUUUUGUUGAAGAGUAGAAUUUUUAAAUUUUAAGGUUAUCUUGUUUGGAGCUUUCUUAAUACUGUUUCUACUAUUAGACGGAUGAGUGGACGGUUAGUGACAAUAAUAUUGGAAUUAGUUGCGGUUA
Tripterygium wilfordii is the source of this 1645-nucleotide messenger RNA. Its product is annotated as eukaryotic translation initiation factor 3 subunit E. The coding region runs from base 69 to 1382 and encodes 437 amino acids. Gene Ontology annotation, cellular component: cytoplasm; nucleus; eukaryotic translation initiation factor 3 complex. Gene Ontology annotation, biological process: translational initiation. NCBI's taxonomy places the organism in Eukaryota, Viridiplantae, Streptophyta, Magnoliopsida, Celastrales, Celastraceae. Gene Ontology annotation, molecular function: translation initiation factor activity. The record is from RefSeq and is a predicted model, not a curated record. The transcript has 8 exons.